Messenger RNA from Glycine soja, 393 nucleotides. RefSeq lists its product as uncharacterized. The transcript is spliced from 2 exons. The record is from RefSeq and is a predicted model, not a curated record. The coding region runs from base 1 to 393 and encodes 130 amino acids. Lineage: Eukaryota; Viridiplantae; Streptophyta; Magnoliopsida; Fabales; Fabaceae.
AUGUCUCUUAGAAUUCGUUCAGCUAGUGACGUUGCAAGAAAUUUGGAUGAAUCCACUUUUGAUGAAGAAACUCAAGACCUCGAGACUAUGAUCAAUCAAUGUGGCUAUCGUAAUAAGAUGGAUAUCUACAAUCUAAUGAACUACCCAGGUGAAAAUGAAGCAUGUUCGGAGGUUCAAAGUUUAGAAGAUAUUGUGGGUACUAUCAUUGAGAACAAUGCAGAGGAUGACGACGAAGAUGAUACGGUGUCUUUGGAGCCUGUUACACGAAAGGAAACACUUAUGGCGUCGAACACUCUUCACAACUUUAUGAUACAAUACAAAAAUACAACACCUGAGCUAUUGGAUGCAAUAAGAAAAAGGGCCUCUAUAGAGGAUCUGAAAAGAAUGAGAUGA